AUGCAGCGGGACCACCACGGACGGAGGCGGCGGCUCCAGGCUCGCCAUGGUGCCGCGGGGAUCCCAGGCGGGCAGCAGCGGCUGCCUCUGCGCCCCGACCCCCCCCGGGACACCGCAGCCCCCAGGGCCCGCCCUUCCCGGUACCUCCUGGUGCCCGUGCUCCCCGCAAAAGCGCUUCCCGAGAGCCGGGACCAUCCUGCAGAAGCGCUUCUUCCUCGCCACGAAGUACGCGCACCGACCCGGCUCCGGCUGCGGCGCCGCCAUCUCGCUCCCAGCGCCCCCUGCGCUCGUUGCCCGGGCGCCAUUUUGAGGCUCCUCCUCCGCGGGCGCCGAGCGGCAAAGUCAAAGCGCAAAAUGGCGGCCGAGGGGCUGUUCAACAGGCCGCUGUGCGUGCAAGUGAGGGGUCCGGGCUGCCAGGAGAGGAGAUUAGAUGUUCGAGUGAAUAUUGAGCUACUGUCAAUUUCUAAUCCUGUUCACAGAAAGGAUUUAGCUGUCCGAUUGACUAACGAUGCUGAUCCUUUUUUCCUUUAUAAUCUUGUCAUAUCUGAGGAAGAUUUUCAAAGCUUGAAAUCCCAGCAAGGUCUCUUGGUAGACUUCUCUGCUUUUCCACAAAAAUUUAUAGAUCUGCUUCAACAAUGCAUUCACGAACAGAACAAAGAUAUACCGAGGUUUUUGCUGCAGUUAGUUUCUUCAACAUCUGAUCUAGAUCACACUCCUGUCUCUUUAAAUAUAGUGGAGACCAACCCUUUUAAGCAUCUUACCCAUCUCUCUCUAAAAUUCCUACCGGGAAAUGAUGCAGAAAUAAAGAAAUUUUUAGCCAACUGCUUGAAAUGCCUUAAGGAAGACAAAAUGAUUUUGGAAGAAAAGCUUAAAAAAACUGAAGAGGAUCUUACCAGACAACUGAGCUACACUCAACAGAGCUUGUCAGAGAAGAGCCGAGAACUAGACAAACUGAAAAACGAAUGGACAUCGUACACUGCAGCUCUGACAAACAAACACACGCAGGAGUUGACAAAUGAAAAGGAAAGAACUCUCCAGGCACAAGCUCAGUACCAACAACAGCAUGAACAACAGAAAAAGGAAUUGGAAAGUUUGCAUCAGAAAAGUAUUCAACAGUUGCAGAACAGACUCUCAGAACUUGAGGUUAUCAAUAAAGAUCUAACAGAAAGGAGAUACAAAGGAGACUCCACAGUCAGAGAACUGAAAGCAAAGCUUUCUGGAGUAGAUGAUGAAUGUCAAAGAGCAAAGCAGGAGGUGCUGUCACUGCGGCGGGAGAACACUACUCUGGAUGCUGAAUGUCAUGAAAAAGAGAAACUCAUUAAUCAGUUACAGACUCGGGUUGCUGUCCUGGAACAAGAGAUCAAAGAUAAAGAUCAACUAGUUGUUAGAACCAAAGAAGUAUUAGAUGCAACACAAGAACAAAAGGUGAUACUGGAAGAGAGUACAGAAAAAAAACAAAGUCAUAUUGAAAAACUUGAGACAACAAUUAGGUCACUGUCAUCUGAACUUCUUAAGGCUAAUGAAAUUAUCAAGAAGUUACAAGGAGAUUUGAAAACCUUAAUGAGUAAAUUAAAAUUGAAAAAUACAGUAACGAUUCAACAAGAAAAACUAUUAGCAGAAAAAGAAGAGAGACUUCAAAAAGAGCAGAGAGAAUUGCAGGAGACUGGACAAUCUCUUCGAAUGAAGGAGCAGGAGGUUUGCAAGUUACAAGAACAACUUGAAGCUACAAUACAGAAACUGGAAGAAAGUAAGCAGUUACUGAAAACCAAUGAAAACGUAAUCACAUGGUUAAACAAACAGCUGAAUGAAGUUCAGAUGGCAAAGAAGAUGGAUACUCCUACUGGCAUGCAUGGUGGUGCUAGGACUGCAAUUUCACCUCAUGGCAUGCUUGACCGACCAUCCUUUCCUAGCCUAGGAAUCAAUCAUCCCUUUUCUCCCCUGUAUGCCUUCCAGAAGUUUCCAGAACAAGCACGUAACAAAAAUACCAAUCCGCAAUGUCCAGUACCAAAGAUUCAAUUUAACACUCAGCUUUCAAAAAUGGAUCAACAUUCAGAUGUUCAGACAGUGACUGCUACAACUAGUCAUCCAGCAAAUAAGGAGAAUGGUGAUAAUUUGGGGCUGGAAUCAAAGUAUUUCAAGAAAAAAGAUGACAGCAUUCCUUUACGAGGGCUUAGUCAAAAUACACUAAACUCAGUUUCCUUCCCAGCUUAUUCACUUCUCCACGCAAUGCUGCAUUGCUGGACCAGCGCUAUGAUGCAUGUACUAUCCCCAGAUGACAGCCACCCCUGUUCUAAGGUCUGUGCUUGUGCUACUAUUUCUAGUUUAGCUUCAGUAUGUAUAGCUGAACGUGAAGUUGGUCUGUUUCUCUUGGAAGUAUGUAUAAGCUGCUAUCCAACAGCAGGCUGGUAACUAAAAAUGUUAACUUCUCCCCGUCCUGUUCAAACGUAAGAUAAAAUGAAACUUUAGUGGGCUUGAGAAAAUUAACAAUAAAUUUCACAAUAGAGGAGGCAGAACUGCAGUGCACUAAAGGUUAACUGUCUUUGUUACUGACAUGUUUAUGUAUAGCGUAUCUAUAAUAGUACUGUUCUGUCAGAGCCCUAAGGAAAGAGGCAGACAGCUUAUGCUGCUAAACCUAAGGGAGAAAACCUACAUGCUCAAGGCAGGCUUAUCUAACAAGGUAUGGUGCUGAACAUGUACUCCAGCCUUCUUUAAAACCCUGCUGAAUUAUAACAUACACACUACAUAACUUUGACUAAAGGUGCAAGAGACAUUAACAAUUAUUUAAAAAUUCAUUAAAAUAUUCAACUUUAUUAACAGUAUAUUUACAUAUUUUUUUCCUGCUCUUGGUCAACCAUGGUGAAUGUUCAAAGGUAAAAAAAGCAUUAAGCAGUAACCACAAGAUGAAAACAUUUUAAACCUAUACAAUGCUUUAUACAUAAAUUUAUACAAAGGAACACUUAAAUAAUACAACUGGACACAAAAAUAUACACUCUUAGAGAAAUUCACAUCAGUAAUUGUAUAAAGCUCUCUUCUGUACUAAGGGGUCCUGAAAAUUUAGGACUAAAACAUUAGCUCUGUAAUGUAAAAGGGUUAUUGUGACAGUCCUCAAAGGCCACUAUAUAGCACACUGACAAUAUUCAAGGCUAUCAGCUUAUAUUUCAGUCUGUGUAUUCAAGUUUUGAGGUCCUUCUAUGAUUAUGCAAACAUCAGAAAUAUAGUGGUAUAAUAAAUGGUACUUAUGAAAGCAGAGUUUUAGAGCCAAUAUUAAAAUUUGCAGGCUCAAAACACCCACUUAAAAUUUAAACAAGUAUUUGAUACUAUUGUUUGUUCAAAAAUAGAAAGAGUAAAUGCACUUACAUAAAAAUAACUUUUACUGUUCAGCAAGCGUGCUCAUGUGAUUUUUAUAUUAGUACAAACUUAAAAAACAAACAAAUCCACCAUAUGACUUAUUUUAAAAUAAAUGAUACCGAUUCAUCUUUCCCCUACUCGAGUACAUUUACAUUAAGGCUUUGAAUCAUCUGACCCACGAUUUUACAACAUUAAAAUGAAUGGGUCUACAUGGAUGCUAGUAUGUCUCAUUGAGACUUAGCAUGAAUAGAAUUAAAGCUCACCACCUUAAGGAAACAGAAAGACAUGCUCAUACCUUAACUAUAUUCCUUUUUGUCUCCAAACUAGAACAUAAAGUUUAAUAGUAACAGUAUUUCAUGGCAAGAGACGAGUACUUAAUAUAUUUUUUU
Messenger RNA from Cygnus olor (mute swan), 3737 nucleotides. RefSeq names its product SAS-6 centriolar assembly protein (gene SASS6). The record is from RefSeq and is a predicted model, not a curated record. Gene Ontology annotation, cellular component: centrosome; centriole. Gene Ontology annotation, biological process: centriole replication. The coding region runs from base 1 to 2409 and encodes 802 amino acids. NCBI's taxonomy places the organism in Eukaryota, Metazoa, Chordata, Aves, Anseriformes, Anatidae. The transcript is spliced from 17 exons.